Molecule: messenger RNA, 3032 nt
Organism: Eimeria necatrix
Lineage: Eukaryota; Apicomplexa; Conoidasida; Eucoccidiorida; Eimeriidae
Product: Bud site selection-related protein, related
Exons: 4
Biological process (GO): Golgi to plasma membrane transport
Cellular component (GO): exomer complex
Molecular function (GO): protein binding
Source: RefSeq, a predicted model, not a curated record
AUGUGGCCCACAACUCGAGACUGCCGGGAACUUGUGGAUACCCAGGGGGCCCUCUUGGAGGCCCGCACUGCUGCGCUGCUGAAGGGCGAACUCGAUGGCCUGGGGCCCCCCGACCUCUGCUGCAUUUACAAAGUUCCUCAACACUGGCGUCUCUCCCGCAUAUUUGCGGGGCCAGAUGAACCCGCCGAAGGAGUUGAGGUUUCUUUUUGCCAUUUCGUCGUGGGCGUCGACGUUUCGCAGCCUGCGCCAAUUGCUGCUUAUCUCUGUCAAGUUUUGCGGAGCCAAGAGCAGCCCACAGGGUGGUUUCGUCGUGCGUGGCGGGCCUCUCGCUGCGUCUACUGCGUCUACAACGCGCUGCAGCAGCAAGACUUGCGCCUGGAGCUUCUUUGCAAAGCAGCAGCGCCUUCGAGGGUUUUCUUCAAAGUUUUGGACUCUUCCGGAAAAGAGUUGGGGGGCCCCUCUUUGCCCGCGGGCUUUUGGGGGUCCACGGCCCUGAGUGGUUUGAUGCGGCGGCAGCAGCCGCCGGGGGCCCCCUGCCUGCGGUUGGUGGGGGGCCCCCUGGGGGCCCCCCUGGGGGCCCCCCUGGGGGCCCCGCUGGGGGCCCCCCUGGGGGCCCCGCUGGGGGCCCCCCUGGGGGGCCCCCUGGGGGGCCCCCUGGGGGCCCCCGGGGGCUGCGAAGCCGCGAAGACCUUCCUGGAACUCUGCGAAAAGCACGCUGCCGAGGGGGACCUCUUGGGGCUGCUGCCGGCGACUGGCAGAGGCACAAACGCGGUGUGCGAGCUGGUGGCGGAGUUGCUGCUGCAGCAGCAGCAGCUGCUGCAGCAGCUGGAGGCCCUGGCCUCGCUGCAGGCCCUGUGGCCCCUCAUGGGCCUCCACGCCUCGCGGGCCUUCGCCCGCAGGGGCCUCUGGGGCCCCGCAGUCUCAGCGCUGCUGCGCUGCCUCAGUACCUUCCCAGAAGAGGCUUGUUUGCUGCGGCAGCUGGCUGAGUUGCUGCUGCGGGGGGGCCUCCCGCUGCUGGCAGCAAGAGCUGCUGCUGCUGCAGUGGAGCUGUGCCCCACAGUGCCCCGCUACUGGCUCACGCUGGCCAGGGCCCACACCAGCUGCUGCUGCUGGGGCCCCGCGCUGCUGGCCCUCAAUGGGGCCCCCCGGGUCGCAGUACCCUUUCCUUGGUACCCUCAGGGCCUCCCUGCUGCUCUUGCUGCUCUCCCCGUCUCCGAGCCUCGCCUCAGGGGCCAGGGCUACUACUCCGAGCUCUGGCUGCCUCCAGUCCGGCCCUACUUGCUGCCUCUGGGGACUCGCGACGCCGCCGCUGCUGCUGCGCAGCAGCAGCAGCAGCAGCAGCGCAGCAGCAGCAGCAGCAGCAGCAGCAGCUCGCGCCCGCUCGCACCCCACGCACACAGCCCCUCUUCGCCCGCACAUUCCACGAGCCCGCACCGCCCCCUCAGCAGCAGCAGCAGCAGCAGCUGCGGGCGAGGAAGCGGGGCGGGAGACGCUGCUGCAGCAGCAGCAGCAGCAGCAGCAGCAGCAGCAGCGCAGCGGCCCCGCCCCGCGGGGGCGUUUGCCCACAGAGGCUUCGGGAGCUCUUUUGGCCUCGCCCGAGGCCUCGACGAAGCUGCUGCUGUUGCUGCGCAUGCAGCGCUGCUGCAGCGGGGGGCUGACAAGCCCCACAGCAGCGCAGCGCAUGCAGCGCGGGGCCCCCCCUGCAUGCACGCCAGCAGCAGCAGCAGCAGCAGCAGCAGCAGCAGCAGCAGCAGGACUGCGGAGCACCUCAAGGCCCUCGCCAGCUGCAGGGCCCUCGAACUGGACCUUUCAGAAAGGAGACAAUAUGCUGUUCUGGUGUCUCUCCACAAACGCAUUGGCCUCAGGGGCCUCAAGUUGCUGCGGGGGGCCCUCUUCCACCCCGCAGCAGCAGACGGGGGGCCCCCCGGGGCCUUUCUCGAGCCGCAGCAGCAGCAGCAGCAGCAGCAGCAGCAGCAGCAGCAGGUUCUUGCGAGCUGGAUGGGGGGCCCCACGCAGGAGGGGCCCCCGGCCCCUGCAGGGGGCCCCCAGUCGCCUUCUGGGGGGCCCCCCUGCAGUUAUGGGGCCUCCCCCUGUGGCCCGUUUGCUGCUGCUGAUGGGGGGCCCCCAGGGUCCAGUCCUGCUGCUGCUGCUGAUGGGGGGCCCCCGGGGUCCAUUCCUUCUGCUGCUGAGGCCACAGACACAGCAGCGCAUGCAGCCCCCCAAACGCAUGCAAAGGCGCCAGCCCCAAAGCCCCCCCCCUGCAGCAGCAGCAGCAGCAGCAGCAGCAGCAGCAGCAGCCCCACUAAAGAGCUGCAGCAGCAGCAAGUCUUUAGUGGGGAUGCUGCUGCUCCCUUUGGGACCCGCGUGGCUGCGCGGUCGCUAGCUGCUUCCGAUGCUGCAGCAGCUCCUGCUGUUGCAGGCGCAGCAGCAGCUGCUGCAGCACCUGCAGCUGCUGCAGCACCUGUAGCUGCUGCAGCGCCUGCAGCUGCUGCAGCACCUGCAGCUGCUGCAGCACCUAUAGCUGCUGCAGCACCUACAGCAGCUGCGUCGCCGUCAGCGGUGGCAGCGCUUGCCGCUGCUGCAGCAGCUGCCGCUGCUGCAGUAACUGCCGCUGCUGCAGCUCCUGCAGCAACUGCCGCUGCUGCAGUAGCUGCCGCUGCUGCAGCUCCUGCAGCAGCUGCAGCAAAUGCAGCGGCUGCAGCAGAUGCAGCAGGAGCUGCACCAAUGGCUGCUGCAGCUGCGAGUCCAGCUGCAGCAUCCACCGCAACUGCCACGGCUUCAGAAGCUGCAGCAGCAGCAGCCGCUGCAGCAACCACUUUGCUUCCUAGCCCACGAGACUGCAGCAGCAGCAGCAAACAGAAAGCCCCAGAGGGCAGCACAGCCCUAGAAUGCCCGCCGCAUGCAGCAGCGGCAUCCAGUGCAGCAGCAGCUGAGCAGCAGCUCUUGGGGCCCCCCCAGAGGGCCCCCCAGGGGCCCCCCCAGGGGCCCCCCCAGGGGCCCCCCCAGGGGCCCCCCCAGGGGCGGGGGGUCCC